Ceraceosorus guamensis is the source of this 2809-nucleotide messenger RNA. Its product is annotated as NMT-domain-containing protein. Gene Ontology annotation, biological process: N-terminal peptidyl-glycine N-myristoylation. The record is from RefSeq and is a predicted model, not a curated record. The transcript is spliced from 9 exons. Gene Ontology annotation, molecular function: glycylpeptide N-tetradecanoyltransferase activity. Gene Ontology annotation, cellular component: cytoplasm. NCBI's taxonomy places the organism in Eukaryota, Fungi, Basidiomycota, Exobasidiomycetes, Ceraceosorales, Ceraceosoraceae. The coding region runs from base 176 to 2323 and encodes 715 amino acids.
CCGUUUUCCGUCAUUCCCACCCCACCAGCGCCGAGCUCGAGUCAAGCUGCACGCUCCUGACUGGAGCUGAGGUGAUACGGCUUGUCAAAUACUCUCGCUUGACGACUUGUUUCGCAAGGCUCUUGCACCCUCUUGUUGUGCUCCCACUUUGCCCCUUGCAGCAACACAGGCGAGCAUGUCGAGCGAUCCGACAGCUGCUGCAUCGGAGACAGGCAAUGGUGCUUCGAUCGAGCAACGGAAAGACGAAGUGCCCAAUGUCACAGCCACGUCCGCGCAGUCCACCUCCAGCGCAGCGACAAAAGGAGGUGCGGACGAGGAUGAGGAUGGUGAUGAAGAAGAAGUAGAAGAAGAAGGGGAGGUCGGGAACAAAACGGUCUCUGGAUCCAAGGCCAAGAAGAAAAAGAAGAGGAGCAAAACAGCGGCCAAAUUGCGUAAAAAACUUGGGCUUGGGAAUGACUCGAAUGUCAGGGGAGCGGACCCCGCUUCCUCCACAAUCGUGGCAGCUUCUUCAAGCAACGCUGCUGGUUCCAGCUCGACUCCAGAUCUGCCCGAAGAAGUCGUUUCGCAAAUCAAAGCUUCCGUUUCGGCUCAGCACGGCACCCAAGCAGCUUCCAAAGUGGAUCGCAAGACGUUGGCCGAGAUUAUGAGUCGUUUAAACUUGGAAAGAGAUAGUCUGCUGAAGAACCAGGAGAGCAAACAAAAGGGCAGCAAAGCGAUUGCGGACCACAAGUUUUGGAAGACUCAACCAGUUGCUAGACCUGACGAUGCUCCCCUCCUUUCGUCCUCUCAAGAAGGACCGAUACAGCCAGCUCAGCCUCCUCACGAAGUCAAACAGGAUGCGUAUCCCCUACCCAAGGAUUUUGAGUGGGUCACCGUCGACAUAGAUGACGAGGAAGAGUGCAAAGAGGUGUACGAGUUGUUGUCGGCCAACUAUGUCGAAGAUGAUGAUGCUAGUCUCAGAUUCGACUAUGCGCCAGAAUUCUUGAAGUGGGUCCUUAAACAUCCCGGAUACAAGAAGACUUGGCAUGUCGGAGUGCGCGUCAGCUCCACGAAGAAGCUCGUAGCAUUUAUAUCUGGCAUUCCACACGAAUUGCGCGUAAGGGAAAACGCCUUUCAAACUACCGAGAUCAACUUCCUUUGUGUGCACAAGAAGCUGCGAAGCAAGAGGCUGGCACCCGUGCUCAUCAAGGAGGUCACACGUCAGUGUCACCUGACGGGCAUCUUCCAAGCCAUUUACACCGUUGGUGUCGUACUGCCCACACCCGUCUCUUGUUCAAGGUAUUAUCACCGUACGCUAAACGCUCCCAAGCUGCUCGACAUUGGAUUCGCAGCAGUGCCCUCUGGACUGUCGCGAGAGAAAUACGUUCAAAGAUUCGCACUGCCGGAUGAGCCCAAGCUGAAGGGCGAGGGGUUGAGGGAGAUGGAAGAGCGGGAUGUGGAGCAGGUGGGCAAAUUGUUGAGGAAGUACAUGAGGAGGUUCGAUAUGGCGCCUAGAUUUGGAGACGAGGAGGUCAAACAUGUGCUCCUGAGCGGUAGAGGAACCGAAAAGGAUGGAAAGAGGUUGGGCCAGGUCACUUGGACUUACGUCAUCGAGGACCCGAACACCAAACGCAUCACGGACAUGUUCUCCUUCUAUAGCCUGCCCUCUUCGGUUCUUGACUCUGCAAAGCACGGCACGCUGGAAGCAGCGUACCUCUUUUACUACGCCACCGACGUUCCCUUCCGUCAUGCCUCAUCAUCGUCCCCCUCAAGCUCCCCCAACACCCUAGCCGUAGCCGCAGAACCCUCUGCAUCUGGUUCGUCGGCGCAAGCAGCAUUGGAGCCCUGGCAAAGGACAAAUGUGACGCGUCUGACGCCACAAGAGAUGGAAGAUGAGGCCAACAUUACGAGAUGGGACGAAGAAAGCGCAGAAGUAAAGAGCGCUUUGAAAGCAAGGCUCAAUCAGCUCGUCGGUGAUUUGCUCAUCAUUGCAAAGCAGAACAAAUUCGACGUAGUCAAUUGUCUGACGGUCAUGGACAAUCCCUUGAUUCUGAGCGAUCAGCUCUUUGGUCCUGGUGAUGGACUGCUCAGAUGGUAUCUCUUCAAUUGGCGCGUUCAACCCAUCGCAGGCGGUAUGGGAUUGCGCCCGGGAGAAGCGGAUCAAGAUCCAGUAGUAGCUCACAUGAAAGCAGCUUUCAAAGCUGGCGCUAACCCCGCUUCCUCUGCUUCGGGACCCUCUUCGAAUACGCCAGUUGGCAACUCCUCCGAGGCAGAACUCAUCAGAUAUUUGCAAACUAGACCUGGUCCGGAAAAGGGAAGCGGGGUGGGAGUCGUCAUGGUCUAGGCCGAGAGGACCCGGACGACGAGUCUUGCGGUGGUGUGAGGAGCGCAGGUCAUGUGCCUCUUGCAGAAAGAUGCCCGCAUUCCCACCGCACAAGGACAAUACGAUCUACGGAAGCGCUGGCGCUGGCGCAAGAAUGAGUCUGCUGAAAUUUCUUGCAGUGUCACGUGCGAAGGUGUGGACCUCGAUGUUGUGCCGCUCGCAUACAUGUAGCACUUCACAGAGAAGCCUUGUUGACUCGUAGCUCGCGCUCGAACAUGCAUGCGCAGCAACGAGCUCUCGAACAAACACGUCAUCCGCUUUGGCAAUGGUGUCAUCCUGCCCCGUGUCAUCCGAGCUUCUGCUCUAAAAGCCUCUCGAUGGUGAAUGGGGCAAAAGAGAAGGCUAUACGUUAGCUAUAGCACUUUAUCCGUGCCCACGGAAAUGAGCAUCUUGCUUGGGGCAAUCCGGGCCGCCGUGCUCUUCGUGCGUCCGAAUCGAGAUCCCGAU